AUGCGCGACGAUUCGAGACUGAUAAUUAUCAGUCUCAUCGUUGCUGGAGUUAAACGACCACUUCGAGCAUUGUUGGAUUCGGGUGCAUCCAACAACUUCUUUCGAGCAUCAUGUUUGUCCCUUCUCCCGUCGACAGUUACGGUUCGAGAAGGUCCAGGUGACAUCGUUGUCAAACUUGCUGAUGGACAACCACAGCGUGUCCCGCGUAAAACAGUGGUUUUGCCGUACACGUUCGACGGCUUCCAAAGUAAUGACGAAUUUUUGGUGUACGAGAUAAAUUAUGCAUUCGAUUGCAUCUUGGGGAUACCGUGGCUAUCACGAUAUCAGCCGACGAUAGACUGGCUAUCUCGGUCCGUCAAACGACGAAGCGGUUACGACGUAAGUGAAGUUUUCACUCAUCUGUUGGUAGCGCCAUCCGAUUGGCCUCACGUCAGGGUCGUGAACGAACUCGCCACGACUAGAAGUCAGCACAGAGAGAGCGAUGGCCCUCUGUGUCCGGUAUGUUCAGUCACACUGAUAGAACCACAACACGAGGCGGUCGAACAGAGGUUCCCGCAAACCCAGACAUCGGUCGAGCAGGGGCUCCCGAUUCACAACGAUACGGUCGAACAGUGGUUCCCGCAAACACAGACAUCGGUCGAGCAGGGGCUCCCGAUUCACAACGAGGCGGUCGAACAGGGGUUCCCGCACACACGGACAUCGGUCGAGCAGGGGCUCCCGAUUCACAACGAGGCGGUCGAACAGGGGUUCCCGCACACACGGACUUCGGUCGAGCAGGGGUUCCCAAUUCACAACGAGGCGGUCGAACAGGGGUUCCCGCACACACGGACUUCGGUCGAGCAGGGGUUCCCGAGUUCUAGCGAGGCGGUCGAGCAGGGGCUCCCGCAUACACACACAACGGCCGAGCAGAGGCUCCCGAUUGUAACCGAGGUGGUCGAGCAGAGGCUCCCACAUACAUCUGAGGCGGUCGACGACGAGCUCCCGCCUCUUAUCGACGAGAAUGAACGGGCUGUGGACUUAAAUGUGAACGACGUGGUGGAGACAGAGCUCCCACGUCUAGCGGGGGGUACUUCAUCCUCCAGCGACAGCGACGUUCCAGCCUCGAGCAGUGGCUCAAGACGCAAGAGAAAGCAUAAACGCAAGAAAGGUGCACGCCGAUCACCAAGACGACGAAAUUCUCGCUCAAGCGCCGUUGACGAUGAUACUGUAUUGACGGAAUCCGUUUGUGCGCUUGAAUAUGUGGAAGGGUCUUCACAUCGUGGCCGCUACGUUGAGGUAGCGAGCUCUUCGUGCACUGUUGCAGAGAUCACAUCUCUAUUAACCCUACCAUGGAAAGAUUUUCUUCACGACCUCAAGGCCGGCGACAUCGAGCAAGUGUGCAUCAUAUCAGCCGCCGAAGCAGCUAGUGGAGAAGUUCUGGAGGCUCGCCCAAAGAGCGCUGAGCCCAAAUCAGCGCGCGAAGAACGUUUCGUGGCACAGUCUUGGGAAGCCUUUCGUGCUUCGGGCAACCCUGUCUAUGAUAUCGCGCGUGAGUAUGCCGACAUCUUUCCGGAGAAUAUCCCCGCUGAGCUUCCAGCGGAUCGUGGUGUGCGACACGAGAUCGAUCUCGUGCCGUGA
This is a messenger RNA of Peronospora matthiolae, 1617 nucleotides long. NCBI's taxonomy places the organism in Eukaryota, Oomycota, Peronosporomycetes, Peronosporales, Peronosporaceae. The record is from the annotation of a GenBank genome assembly.